AUGAAUCUCAGAAUUGGCAACAGAUCCACGUCAACUGCAAGUGCCGCUAUGAAGUCCUUCGCCGCCGUCUCCGACCAGUUUCCGGCAGGCCUGCGGGUUCUUUUGGUGGAUGCUGAUCCCACGUGCCUCAUGUUCCUUGAGAAGCAGCUGCGCACAUGUCUCUAUCAAGUUACGAAAUGCAGUCGAGCUGAGACUGCACUCGCACUCCUCAGAGACAACGAAAAUGGGUUUGACAUCGUUAUGAGCGAUGUACAUAUGCCAGAAAAUGACAUGGACGGAUUUAAACUUUUACAGCACAUUGUGUUGGAGAUGGACCUUCCAGUUAUAAUAUUUUCUGCAGAUGAUGAUAAAAAUGUUGUUAUGAAGUGUCUAACACAUGGUGCUUGUGCUUAUAUAAUCAAACCUGGCAAAAUGGAUGUUUUUAAAAACAUAUGGCAGCAUGUGUUUCGCAAGAAAAUGAAUGAGCAGAAACAUACAGAUUACUCAUCCACAUCAACGAAGCCACGGCUUGUUUGGUCUCCUGAGCUUCAUCGACAGUUUGCGGCUGCUGUGAUUGAACUGGGGGUUAACAAUGCUGCUCCUAAAAAAAUUCUGGAAUUGAUGAACGUCCAUGGUCUCACUAGAGAUCACGUUGCCAGCCAUCUCCAGAAAUACCGUUUGCGUCUUCAAAGGGGGAGUGGAGUUUCUCCGCACCAGAGUAACUUCAACUCCUUUCUCCGCCCACAAGCAGGAGUCCCAAUGCCUCUCAUGGAUCAAAGAUUUGAAAUCCCCAGGUUAGAAUUUGGAGGAGGGCAACAACAAAAUUUAAGUAGUAGUAAACCGAUGAUCUUACUUCACGAAAUACCCACCAACACGGAGCUAAAACAGUUUGCCAUUUUGCACCAGUUUACCCAGUUCCUUGGUAACAUAAAUAUGCAAGUCAAUGCUUGUGCUACACAGAGCAAACCCUUAUUGCAGCUGAUGACACAAUCCCAACCUAGAGGUACUUCAGGUACAAGCAGUAUCACAAAGAAAGGCCCGUUUCAGCAGGAAGGUACUUCCGGAAUGAAAGGACCUGAUGGAUUUCCAAGUUAUGAGAUAUUGAAUGAACUGCACCAUCAGAAGUCCCAUGAUUUGGACGCAACAAACCCAUGCCUGCCUUAUGUUGCCUCCCAGCAUGCAAAUUUACAAGGUUACAUUGACGUCUCACCGUCAGUUUUAGUCCAACAGGGCUAUUCUUCUUCCCAACAGACUGGACAAAGCAGAGAUGCCGCUUUGAUUGGAAAAAAUAUGUUGUCCCUUGGAGAAUGCUUGAAACAUGACAAUCUACAAAAUGCUAGUCAACACCUUAAUGAGCUUCCUGUUGACGAUCCAAUAAGGGCUACGGCUGAAAUUAAUCUCAAUGCAAUCCCCAAGACUAACCUGAACACUGAGCAUAAUGGAGAAGAGGAUCUUAUGAGUGCACCUCUGAAACAGCAAGAAGGCCCAACUGAGUAGGGUUUUGAGCUUUGAUGGAUGGCU
Molecule: messenger RNA, 1500 nt
Organism: Gastrolobium bilobum
Lineage: Eukaryota; Viridiplantae; Streptophyta; Magnoliopsida; Fabales; Fabaceae
Product: two-component response regulator ARR2-like
Exons: 6
Coding region: 1-1476 (491 amino acids)
Biological process (GO): cytokinin-activated signaling pathway; phosphorelay signal transduction system
Molecular function (GO): DNA binding
Source: RefSeq, a predicted model, not a curated record